CGUAUCACUGAACAUCGUCUUCUUUGUUGUCUGUCUGCUGACUUGCUCUGCUUCUUCAGUUCAGUAGCCAAACCAGUUCACUGGAGUGCUGAUUCGUUCCUCUCCCCAUUCGUACGCUCUCAAGCUGUCUCCUUUUUCUCUCUUUUCUCCUUCCCUGGCAUGUCGGGUCUUGUUACUUUGGACAUUUUUACUAAUGGGCAUGGUGGGAAGGAUCAUUGAAUGAUCACUCGGUCUAGAUUUUCUCUGAAUUGUUGUCGUCCUGGUAAUCUGGAGAGUGAGCUUCCUGUAAAUUCUUACAUUUUUGUUUGGGAAUGGAGAAGCUAGUAUGUGAAGGAGCUCAGGCUAACUGGGGAACGAAGCUGUGGAGCUCCUGUGGCUUGUGCUGAUAACGCUAAAGGUGUUUGACGAAUUUCCCCUGAGAAGCAUUUGUCAAUUAAACUUUUUAUCAGACUUCAAAAUGGGGAGAUGAGGAGGCUUCUGUGCUAUGGUCCUUCCACAUGGAGGUGGGAGGUGCCCCUUCAUCUGAGUGGAGCUGUCUGUGUUUAUCUUGAUGGAAUUUAUUAACAGGCAUGAAGAGGUUCAUGCUCCACAUUCGAGGCAAUUAUUUCGGUGUCUUAUGCCACAAUAUUCUCUUGAAAACUCCAAAAGUUUUGCCGUGCUUGUUCCUUUACCGACAUUCACCCCUCAGAUUCCUUUACUCGGGCUCAACCAAUACGAGGCCAUUUCCUGAUUAUUCCCCUAAGAAACCCACCAUCAGAGAUUCUGAGCUUGUACACCAUAUCUCAACAACAAUAAAGUUGCGCCGCAGUGAGCCACUUCGCCGAAUUCUAAAACCUUAUGAAUCAAAGUUUAGGCCUGACCAUCUCAUUUGGGUCCUCAUGAACAUUAGAAGUGACUAUAGAUUGGCUUUGGAUUUCUAUGAUUGGGCGUGCCUUCGCAGAUACCCAACAUUGGAAGCACGCUGCAUCAUUAUCCAGGUUGCUGUAGCUUCUGGAGAUCUAGAAACAGCAGAACAGCUUAUUAAUGAUUUCUGGACAAAACCCAAUCUAGAGAUUAGCAGUUCAUUUGCUCUCUUUGCUGAGCGAUUGAUAUACACAUAUAAGGACUGGGGUUCAGAUCCCCGGGUAUUCAGUAUUUUCUUCCAUGUUCUUGUUCAAGCAAAGUCGCUUCAUGAAGCUAGGAAGCUUUUUGACAAGUUGGUAAAUUAUGGGGUGGUUAUCUCCAUUGAUGCUUGCAAUUUUUACCUUAGUCAGCUCUCCCACGAUCCUGAUGGGCAUCAGGCACUAAUAAAGGCAUUCAAGGAAUUCCCUGUAGUUGGUGUUUGUUGGAACACAGAUAGUUAUAACAUUAUUGUUCAUUCAUUCUGUCGAAGUAAGAAGAUCAAGGAAGCGCACAAUUUACUACUGCAAAUGGAGGAAAGAGGCUGUUCACCUGACGUUGUAAGUUACAGUACUAUAAUUAAUGGAUACUGUCAAGCUGGGGAACUGCAGAGUGCAUUGAAGCUUGUAGAGGAGAUGCAAACAGCAGGGUUGAAACCCAACUCUUACACCUACAACAGCAUAAUUUUUUUCCUGUGUGAAAGUGGUAAAGUAAUUCAAGCAGAGAAAGUCAUGAGGGAGAUGAUCAACCAUGGAGUAGCUGCCGAUAAUGUGGUUUACACGACCCUCAUCAAUGGUUUCCGUAAACUAGGGAAUGUUGCAUCAGCAUUUUCUCUGUUUGAAGAAAUGCAGGCUCAGAAUAUUGUUCCUGAUGUUGUAACAUAUACAGCUCUAAUUUGUGGUUUCUGUGAGAGUGGGAAAAUGGUGGAAGCAGAUAAUAUGUUCAGUGAGAUGGAGAAGAGAGGUUUCAGACCAGAUGAAGUUACAUAUACAGCACUCAUUGAUGGUUACUGCAAGGCAGGUGAAAUGAGGAAGGCCUUUUCUCUUCAUAAUGAGAUGGUUUCUCUUGGGAUCAGCCCGAAUGUAGUUACUUACACGGCAUUGUCUGAUGGGCUUUGUAAAUCUGGAGAUGUGGACUCAGCAAACGAGCUUCUUCAUGAAAUGCGAAGGAAGGGCCUUGAACUGAAUCUCUGCACUUAUAAUUCUAUUCUUAAUGGCCACUGCAAGGCAGGUAAUAUUGCUUUAGCAAUGAAGCUGAUGGAGGAUAUGGAGAAGGCUGGGAUUUUCCCUGACAGUAUUACUUACACAACUUUAAUGGAUGCACACUGUAAGAUGGGCCAGAUGACGAAAGCCCACAACCUGCUCCGAGAGAUGCUCGAUAGAGGCCUUGAGCCCACAAUUGUUACAUUCCAUGUGCUGAUGAACGGAUUCUGUAGCUUGGGAAUGCUAGAGGAUGCAGAGCAGUUAUUGGAUUGGAUGCUCCAGAAGGGUAUAAAUCCCAAUGCUGCGAUCUACAAUUCUCUAAUGAAGCAGUAUUGCAACAGAAACAACAUGCGUGCUACAAAUGAUAUCUAUCGAGGUAUGCAGGCCAGGGGAGUUAUACCUGAUGAAAAGACAUAUAACAUAUUGAUAAAGGGGCAUUGCAAAGCGAGGAAUAUGAAGGAAGCGUGGUUUUUGCAUCAAGAAAUGGUUGAGAAGGGUUUCCGUGUUUCAGCUAGUUCAUACAAUGCAUUGGUUAGGGGUUUUUUGAAGAGAAAGAGAGUUUCAGAAGCAAGGCAAAUAUUCGAAGAGAUGAGACAAAAGGAAAUCGUGGUAGAUAAAGAGAUAUAUGACCUCUUUGUGGACAUGAUAUAUGAGGAGGGAAAUAUGGGAACUAUCCUUCAGCUGUGUGAUGAAGUCAUAGAGAACUUUCUUGUGGAUCAAGCCAAGGAUGAAGACUGAUGGCUAGAGACUCUUAUUAAUGUGGCACGAGCUUUGGUAUCGAGAUCCUAAUAUGCAGUGAUACCCUCUGUAAAUGAGGGCACUGAUGUUAUUCUGGAUGAAGAGCUUCCUUACAUUCAUCGGAUCAGUAUGGCUACUUGCCAAGGAGUGUUGGCUUAAUUUGUAGAAGCACUCCACAAAGGAGAUGAUAGCGUUUGACAAUGAAGGGACUGGACAGUGUCUGAGACUUGCUGAGAUACCAUGGUCAUUCACAAGGAACAGUGAAGGUUGGAUGAAUUUUUCAUAUGCCACAUUCAGAUGUACGCAGCAGGGAUGGGAAGUAAUGUGUUCUAGUAAGUUUUUACCCUCUUUGUGAUGCUGCCACUGAGUAUUUAAAUGCAUCUUAACUGCUGAAACCACAUCGUUACGAUUUAAAAAUCGGAAUUUUCAUCCGACUGACCCUUGUGAUAUCCCCUGGACGAAGCCUUAUUUUGCAUAAAAUAAGAAGGAUACAAUAAAACCAAGAGGAUCAGGACUGUUCUAGAGAAAUUGAACCGGUCAAACCUAUGAAAGAUCUCAUGCAUGAACGGGAGAAAAAAUGUAAAUGUGGAGUGUGAUGGCAAAAUAAUGCAAAGAGCGACUAGAAAAUUCUUUGAAUGGGAAGGAUUGUGGGCCGCAGAAUUCAAUAGCCGCCUUCGCGUUCUGAUUACGGACCACAAAUUCUCACCAACCUAAUGUUACUGCUGAUUGAAUGCUAAGAGGGCGGUUGGCAUGAGAUAAUUCAUGUGGAUUAUUGGGAAUCUAAUUCUCUGGUCUCAUUAGAUUA
Punica granatum (pomegranate) is the source of this 3624-nucleotide messenger RNA. NCBI's taxonomy places the organism in Eukaryota, Viridiplantae, Streptophyta, Magnoliopsida, Myrtales, Lythraceae. The record is from RefSeq and is a predicted model, not a curated record.